AUGAUGGACAAAUUCCUAGCUCCUCAUACACCUGAAGCUGUUGCUCACUCUCAUCUAUCUGAGCAGUGUAAUGGUGUCAAUGACCACAUCGACGAGGCCUUGGUCGCCGGAUGUGCUUCGUACAGGGCUUUCGAUCGUUACCUUAGUGGCGCGGACCUCUUCAUAUUGCCACGGACACGCAAAGAGCUCGAAAACGUUCUGAAAAGAUAUGCUUACGAUGCUAUACAUAACACCAUUGCUCGCAGUCGGUCGACUUUAGAACCGGGAGGCUAUAGCAGGGUUUGUAUGCAGGCCGAGCAAUCGAUACGCGCGGUCCUUGAUACCGGAGACAAUACGUCAAUCCUUCUCGCGAUGCACCCUAAUCCCACACCAUCACGGUCGAGCUUCUCUAAAAAUCAUUCCACGCCGCCUCCAUUCAUCAGCACCAAGUGA
This is a messenger RNA of Marasmius oreades (fairy-ring Marasmius), 432 nucleotides long. RefSeq lists its product as uncharacterized. Lineage: Eukaryota; Fungi; Basidiomycota; Agaricomycetes; Agaricales; Marasmiaceae. The coding region runs from base 1 to 432 and encodes 143 amino acids. The transcript is spliced from 4 exons. The record is from RefSeq and is a predicted model, not a curated record.